This is a messenger RNA of Sinocyclocheilus rhinocerous, 1694 nucleotides long. RefSeq names its product ATP-dependent RNA helicase DDX19A-like. The coding region runs from base 5 to 658 and encodes 217 amino acids. The record is from RefSeq and is a predicted model, not a curated record. The transcript has 4 exons. NCBI's taxonomy places the organism in Eukaryota, Metazoa, Chordata, Actinopteri, Cypriniformes, Cyprinidae.
CAGAAUGCUGCCCAAAGGCUGUCAGAUGUUACUUUUCUCUGCCACCUUUGAGGACUCUGUGUGGAAGUUUGGCGAGCGGGUCGUGCCAGAUCCCAAUAUCAUCAAGCUUAAGCGAGAAGAGGAGACCCUGGACACUAUCAAGCAGUACUACGUUCUCUGCAACAGCAAGGAGGACAAGUUCAACGCACUUUGUAACAUCUACGGAGCUAUCACUAUCGCACAAGCUAUGAUCUUCUGUCAUACUCGGAAAACAGCCAACUGGCUCGCCGGCCAGCUGUCUAAAGAAGGCCACCAGGUGACGCUGCUCAGUGGGGAGAUGGCAGUCGAGCAGAGAGCUGCAGUUAUUGAACGUUUCAGAGACGGCAAGGAGAAAGUUCUCAUCACUACUAAUGUCUGUGCAAGAGGUAUUGAUGUUGAACAAGUGUCAGUGGUGAUCAACUUUGACCUUCCUCUGGACAAAGAUGGCAAUCCAGACAAUGAAACGUACCUCCACCGGAUUGGCAGAACUGGACGUUUUGGUAAGAGAGGACUUGCUGUCAACAUGGUGGACAGUCAGCGCAGCAUGGAGAUUCUCAAGACAUAUGAGAGGCAUUUUAAUAAGAAAAUUGCAAGGCUGGACACAGAUGAUCUCGAUGAAAUUGAAAAAAUCGCCAACUGAAGUGAUGAAGAGCGAAAUGCACUACAUUAUUUUCAUAAAAAUCAGUUCUGCUGUUACCUCGUCAGAUUUGAUGCUUGAAUAAUCUGCAUUACAAAGACAAAUGUUUACAUAAAUUAUCGACUCAUAUUUAGGAGAAUAUGGUUUAACUCAAGCUUAAUGCCAAAUAGUUUUGAUUCUACGCUUAUAGCUGUUACAGGACUUUUUGAAUCAGUUUGUGUUUGACAGUGUGUUUUGAUUUUGAAGUGAAUUGCAGUACUAAUUCCUACAUUUAAUCUUGUUUACAGGAGACAGUUUUACAUAGGCAUUUUCUCUGUUAUCUAUUUGACUAAUGAAGCAUAUCUUGCAUAGGGCUGCACUGUGAAGUAAGUGGACUACUUUUUGGUCUUACAUGUGGAUAGAAUCAUAACAGACUUAAGUAUUUAUUCCAUCACAGUAUCUAAGAAGAUAAAAGUUAGGAAGAGAAUCUGAUAAAUAUGGUUUAGUUGCCUACAAAUUGGUACAAAAUUAUUAUAAGGUGCACAAAUGACACCGUCUCUUAAGACCAACUCAAAACACUAACAUUCCUCAAGAUGAGCACUUUAGAAUAAGACAUUUUAUAAUGAGAAUUAUUGUGAAAAUCACAGAGUAUUGUUUUGAUAUGUAGCAAUGCCAUUGUACUUGAACUGCAAAAAGCAUUUCAGCUUUUUGAAGAAGAGUUUUUGUUUUGUUCUGUUCAGAAAGACCAAAUAUUAGUUUUUUUAGUUAAACUGUGAAUUAUUUUCUCGCAUGUUCACUUUUACAAAGUAUAAAGAGCUACUGGAGUGAUAUUGUUGUGUUGUAGCUAUAUUGUUAGGAAUGGUUGCUCUACUGUUGUUUGCGAAAUGCAAAAUUAUUUUAGCUUGUUUACAUUUUUAUUGCUUAAAUUAAUGCACCUUGUUUGACUGAAACCCAUUUGCGAUUACAUUUAGCUGCAGCAUUUCAGUUUCUUUUUUUUGUACAUUUGCUGCAUUUAGGGUUUUAUAGUUGUUUCCUAUAUAUUCUUAUAAUAAUAAAACUA